GUAAUGUAUUUUGGGUGUAUGAUGGAAGCAACUUUUUGGAGAGCAGUCCACAGUCUCUAACUUAUUAUGGUCUUCCUGAUUAUUUGACGAGUAUUGAUGCCGUUCAGAACUGGAAGAAGAACAAAAAGACUUAUUUCUUCAAAAAUGAAAGAUUUUGGAGAUACAACGAAACUUCACAUACAAUGGAUGAUGGUUACCCUUUAACCAUGAAACGUUGGAGAGGAGUACCAGAUGAUUUAGACGCUGCCACUACUUGGAAAGAUGGUGUAACGUAUUUCUUCCGUGGCGGUCUAUUCUGGAAAUUUGACAACGACUGGGUUAUGGUGACAGAUGAAUCCCCGCUUCCCACGCCUCAAGUAUGGUUUGGUUGUGCCGAAAACUCCAAUAAAAUAAUCAACUGGUUCUUAAAGGAAGAUUCCUGAAUUUUUUUAUAUCGUUGAAGGGAUUUGAAAGCGCAGCUGUCUCGUAUUGUUCAUCCUGACGAGGAAAUAAACACAAAGUUUUUGUUGUUGAUAA
Molecule: messenger RNA, 516 nt
Organism: Leptinotarsa decemlineata (Colorado potato beetle)
Lineage: Eukaryota; Metazoa; Arthropoda; Insecta; Coleoptera; Chrysomelidae
Product: matrix metalloproteinase-17
Biological process (GO): proteolysis; collagen catabolic process; extracellular matrix organization
Cellular component (GO): extracellular matrix
Molecular function (GO): metalloendopeptidase activity; zinc ion binding
Source: RefSeq, a predicted model, not a curated record